GAUUAAUCGCAGUCUACGUUUUCUUCAGAUGUUGAGCUUUGGUGCAGUAAAGAAGGCGAACGCCCAAGAAAGCUUUUUUAAUUGGAGAAAGCAACAAGUGCGCAGCAGUACUCGCAAGAAAACAAGAUGAUAACUACAUAUGCACCCGAUAGUGGGUCCGGAUGGUUCAGCGGAAAAGUGCUACUCGGUGUGGGCGUUGGACUUGUCGUCGCGGGAGGUGCGAGCUAUUUGAUCUAUCAUCGCCUUAAGCGUGAUGUCGUUCCAGAAAAAUGGCGUCGAGUGGGCAUUCUGGAAGAGAUAAACCUCUUUCCGGUCAAGUCGUGUGCUCCGCUUAAACUAAAAGACGGCGACGUGUUGUCGUGCGAUUUGCUUGGUUUGACCCUUCAAGGAAUUCGUGAUCGUGCUCUAAUGUUAGUUAAUGAUAACAACGAAAUGAUAACAGCUCGUGGAUAUCCGAAAAUGCUGCUCAUACAACCCCAAGUGCUGUCAAGCACUGGUCUGGUGUUUAAGGCGCCUGGCACUCCAGAUCUCGAACUAAACUUCGAGACGCUGGCGAGUGAAUCGCCAGGGCAGGAUGUUCACACUGCCGUGUGGGGCGUCAAGUUGGAUGCCAUGUUGUGUGGAGCACGAUUUGAUAAGUGGUUCUCUCAAUUCAUACUGGGGCAGGAUACCGGCCUGAAAUUGGUGUAUUAUCCCUACCCUAGCCCGGUGCGGGCAACCAAUCCACGACUGAAGGAUCAACCGUACAUCAAGCAGGAAGAUUCAGGUACCUUCGGUGAUGCAACUAGUUAUAUGAUCAUGAAUCUUUCGUCUAUCGCUGAUCUAAAUAAGCGACUGAAACGUCCUGUUUCACCGCUACAAUUCCGGGGAAACUUUGAAUUGAAAAUGGACAAUGACGAGCCGUACGCUGAGGAUAACUGGCAGUGGGUGCGCAUUGGCGAUGUUGUGUUUCGUGUUGUCGCACCUUGUACGCGCUGCAUAUUACCGAACAUAAAUGUCCACACAGCCGAACGAGAUGUUGAUGGCGAGCCUCUGAAAACUUUGCGCAGCUAUCGCCUGUUUAACUAUGCAUCACCGGCACUUGGAAGCCAUCUGGGUUUGCGGGUACCGGGUAAUAUCAAAGUUAACGAUAUCAUCUAUGUUGAGAGCAAGUGAAUUUUCAGCUUUGUUGCAAAUAAAAAAUGUACUGAUUAACAACUUUGAACGCAA
Scaptodrosophila lebanonensis is the source of this 1209-nucleotide messenger RNA. Its product is annotated as mitochondrial amidoxime-reducing component 1-like. NCBI's taxonomy places the organism in Eukaryota, Metazoa, Arthropoda, Insecta, Diptera, Drosophilidae. Bases 127 to 1155 code for a protein of 342 amino acids. Gene Ontology annotation, molecular function: molybdenum ion binding; pyridoxal phosphate binding; catalytic activity. The record is from RefSeq and is a predicted model, not a curated record. The transcript has 4 exons.